Molecule: messenger RNA, 1725 nt
Organism: Penicillium paradoxum
Lineage: Eukaryota; Fungi; Ascomycota; Eurotiomycetes; Eurotiales; Aspergillaceae
Product: sorting nexin 1
Exons: 6
Coding region: 1-1725 (574 amino acids)
Biological process (GO): protein retention in Golgi apparatus; retrograde transport, endosome to Golgi
Cellular component (GO): endosome
Molecular function (GO): phosphatidylinositol binding
Source: RefSeq, a predicted model, not a curated record
AUGGAUCUCGACUCGGGAGACUCCCCGUGGGGCGAUGAGCCUUCGCAGUUCAAGCCCAGCGAGGGCUCCAAACCCGAUACUCAAGGAGACACAGCCGGACAAACCCCCGCGUCAGACAGCUCACCCGCUGUCCGGGCACCAGGAAGACGAGGUCCUCGAGGGACACGCAAGAUCAGCGCACAGGCCACUAAGCUCGAAUCUGUCGAUGAUUCCGUCGACCCUCUCGGCCCAUUGGGAGAAGCGCCCAUCGAGCCUACCCCGACACCCGCAGAUGAGGCACCGGCACCGCCUCAGAAGGAGCCAUUUGCCGGACGUAGCGCGCGACCACUUUCCCCACCCUCCCAGGCUUCUACCGGAGCGGGGGUAGCGGACCCUGCCCAUUUGGAGGGGGAAAGCGCAAGUUUCCGAGGACCCCCGCCUGUGCAACCGCCCGUGGAAGGGGAUGGGCCGAAGAGACAGACGCAGCCCAGCAUGAGUGUGGAACAGGCUGCAAAGCCAUCCUUCCAGAUCUAUGUCGGAGAUCCGCACAAAGUGGGAGAUCUGACGAGCAGUCACAUCGUUUACCAGGUUUCGACAAAGACAACAUCCAAGGCUUAUCGCCAACCCGAAUUUACCGUCAGCCGCCGAUACCGUGAUUUCCUCUGGCUUUACAACUCCCUGCACGCCAAUAACCCCGGUGUGGUUGUUGCGCCCCCGCCCGAGAAGCAAGCAGUUGGCCGAUUCGAUACCAACUUUGUGGAGUCAAGGAGAGCUGCCUUGGAACGAAUGCUAAACAAGAUUGCCGGUCAUCAUAUUCUUCAACAUGAUGGCGACCUGAAAAUCUUCUUGGAAAGUGAAGCUUUCAAUGUUGAUGUUAAGAAUAAGGAAAAUCGGGAGCCUGAUAUUGGCCCAAGUAAGGGAAUGCUCAGCUCCUUCGGUAUUUCCGUUGGUGGAGGAAGCAAGUUUGUGGAACACGACGACUGGUUCCAUGACAGAAAGAUCUACUUGGAUGCAUUGGAGAACCAGCUGAAGGCCCUAAUGAAAUCAAUGGACACUGUGAUAUUACAACGAAAGGGACUUGCCGAGGCCGCAGGCGACUUUUCGAGCUCACUACAUGCUCUAUCCGCUGUAGAGCUGUCUCCAGCUCUCUCAUAUCCAUUGGAAGGCCUGUCCGAACUUCAGUUGCGGAUCCGGGAACUUUAUGACCGACAGGCGCAGCAGGAUGUUCUGACUCUCGGCAUCACGAUCGAUGAAUAUAUUCGUUUAAUUGGAAGUGUCAAGAUGGCUUUCACCCAGCGCCAAAAGGCCUUCCACACUUGGCACGCAGCAGAGUCUGACCUCCAAAAACGCAAGAAUACUCAAGAUAAGCUCCUUCGCCAGGGCAAGACUCAGCAAGACCGCUUGAACCAAGCCAACGCCGACGUCGCAGAUGCAGAGCGAAAAGUCCAUCAAACACGACUGGUCUUUGAGGAUAUGGGCCGCCUUAUGAGAAAUGAAUUGCAGCGAUUCGAAAAAGAGAAGGUGGAGGAUUUCAAGUCUGGCGUGGAGACAUUCCUCGAAAGCGCAGUCGAGGCCCAAAAGGAGUUGAUCGAACUUUGGGAGACAUUCCUUUUGCGCCUAGAUGCUGGCGAGGAGGGUGUCCCCUAUUAUGUGCCUCCAUCUGAGGCAGAUGAGACACCCGCCCCGGCAGAGCCUACAGGAUCGGGCCCAGACUCGGCGCCACUGGUUGCUGAGGAUGGUGCUUGA